Spodoptera exigua (beet armyworm) is the source of this 3865-nucleotide messenger RNA. The record is from the annotation of a GenBank genome assembly. NCBI's taxonomy places the organism in Eukaryota, Metazoa, Arthropoda, Insecta, Lepidoptera, Noctuidae.
UGAUUCGAGAGACGUAUCAGAUAUAAACAAAAUCAGUAUUUAUUUGAAGAUAUUUAUUAGUAACAAGUGACAAGACAUCGUAGUUAGGUGCUAAGUUAACGACAGACGCCUACCACCUAAAAUAUAUCACAAAAUAGCAUAAUUAAUUAUUUUAUUGGAAACAAUAGCGUAGUAUAUACGUAAUAAAUGGUAAUUAUAAUAAUAAGGCUGGAGGGGCAAAGUUCACACCAGUACGUAAUAUAUGACUGUAGGUGUAGGAGCAAUUAUAUAACUUCACACAAAACUGUUACCUACACAUAGAUACAUGAGUAAAUAUAUAAGUACUUUGAUUCUCAUUCACCUAACAUUUAGAUUAGGCAAUCAAAAACAUAUACUUUAGUUCUGAAAGUAAUAAAACUACUUAAAUGGAUACAAAGAUAACAAUAUGAAAUAAGGAAGACAACCAAAUACCAAUUCACUAUCUGAUAAGCCACAUGACGUCAAUCCGCCGCGUCGAACUUAUCUGGCGUGCUCACCCGCCCAUUUAGCCACCAAUUAGUAUCUCAUACUACAUUACAACAAAUACAAUUAUAAGGUAAUUAUUUUAGUGACAGAGACUCAUUACAAAUUGCACAACUCAUAAUACUGAAUUUUGUUCCAAAUAUACAAUAUUCAUUUAUAAAUAAGGCUAAAUCAUAAGGCAGUGAAUAUAAGUUAAUAUCAAUUGGAUACAUAAACAGAGAAACAAAAUAAUUGUUGAAAUAAAUAAUUUCUUUUUUCACCUCUCUUUUUGGGACUGCUCAAUCUCAAUAUCCAUAUCUCAGCACAAUGAGUGCAUUAUAUUGGCCACAAUAAUCAGCUUCACUCCUCUUAGUGAUUGAGAGGGAACCUCCUGAUAGGUAACAGAGACCCAAACAGCACAUGUUGAAUAACUGGGAAUUUGGCUAACACCUCCUUUUUAUACAUCUUAAUGAGACCUUGAUUGAUCUUGGUCCAUGAACCUACUGCACUGAUACUCCACAAUUGAUUAGAAUGCUCUGCAAACGGACCUUUUUUCACCUCUUUAAUAUGUUUAAUGCAAGAAAUAAACAUGUACUCAUUGUGAUAUUUCUCAAUAAUAUCAUCUUCCAAGAACUUGGCUGGUGGAUAUAUUCUUGGCUGAUCAAUAAGUUGGGAGCUGCCCCAAAUGAAGGGGAUAAACUGGUAAUCAUCCAGGCUCCACACACCGUGGCUGCCAGCAGGUUCCAUUCUGUAUGUUUUCUGUAACCUUCUUGCAAUAGAUAAAUAUUUGUUAAACACUAAGAAAACUACUGCUACAUUAUCCUCAGCGACUAAAUGUCCUAUUUUAUACAAACAACAGAGGAACAUUGCAAAAGCCAUUUCAUGUCCUGUUCCAUAGUCAAUCCUAGUUGCAUUACCAAAGCUCUCCUCUAAGUAAACUUUAAUCUCAGAUAUAGCUAGAUGUAUGGACUGAUGCAGAGCAUCCUGUAGAUAUAGAGUGCUAUUCAGCUUCAGUUUGGAGAGCCAGGACCUAAAUGCCACAUUACCAAACCGCUGUGGUUGUUCAAUUGGAGGGAAUUCAUCUAUCAAAUUGUCAAUUAAGUCAAGCAUUUUAAUGAGUUUUUUUACAUUGUCUGAGAUCUUACAGUCUACAGUUAGUGGUUUGGCCUUGAUGGCUUCAUUCAAUGUGGCUAUAAACCCAGUGUAUUCCAUGUAAGCUUCAGAUUUCUCCCAUAUGGCCAUAUCUGUCAGAGUUUUCACUGCUUUCUCUGGUUCUAAAAACCUAUGGUUUUGUGGUAAGAGUGCUGGGACACUGUCAUUUGCCUCUGCUACAUCCCCAAUAACUUUUUCCGUCGUCAUCUAUAAUAAACAAAAACAAUACGAUAAAUAAAAUUGUUACACUGGUGUCUUUCUAAAAUAAGACUUGAAUUGUAUGGUCUCUAUUUUUAGAAGAUACAAAAAACCUUACAACUGGACCUUUCGACUAAGAAAUCUGUGUAUACGUUUUGCGCACGUGCGCUUAGCUAGAUAGUAUCUAAUGUAUUUUGAUAAAGAAAUAACGCGCAACGUAAAGCUUGCUGCCAAUACCCCACUAAGCAUCGUAUGUACAUUGACCUACAAUAAUUUAGCAUUACCUCUGUGAAACAAGUCCGCUGCGGACGAUAAGCUUCGCUAAUGAAGGUCACAAAUGUCAGUCUUAGUUUACCACAUGCAAACUUACUUCUAAUAAUUUGUACCAAUUUUUUGUAGUGAAAAGCUUGAUGUUAGUGUCAACAAUCAGUAAUCAUGGAAAAAAUAUUGAGAGGAAUAAUGAGGUAUCGUGUGUUGGAUCGUGCAAGUAUGGUAAAACAAUUUCAAGAAGUAAAAAACAAUCCUACGCCCAAAGCGGUAUUUUACACAUGCAUGGACAGCAGAAUGAUCCCAACCAGAUUCACCGAAACAAGCGUUGGUGAUAUGUUUGUUGUACGAAACGCUGGUAAUGUUGUACCUCACUCACAGUACUUUGUAGACGAAAUGACCAGCUGUGAGCCAGCUGCUUUGGAGCUUGGUUGUAUUCUAAACGACAUAAGACACAUUAUAGUAUGUGGACAUAGCGAUUGUAAAGCAAUGAAUCUGCUCUAUAAACUUAAGAGCAAAGAAGAAUCAAGUAUAGAACAAAGAAGGCUGUCUCCACUGAAGUCGUGGCUAUGUUCGCAUGCACACACUAGUCUUAAAAAAUUUAUAGAAAUGAAUAAUGAUUUUACCAAGCCCAUGCUUUUUACUGGUGAAACACCGCAACGAAAGUUCGUUGCUUACAUAGAUCCAGAUAACAAAUUCUGCAUUGAAGACAAAUUGUCACAGGUGAAUACACUGCAACAGUUACAAAACGUGGCCUCCUAUGGUAUGCUGAAGAAACGUUUGGAGAAACACGACCUGCAUAUUCAUGCGUUGUGGUUUGAUAUCUACACAGGAGAUAUUUACUACUUUAGCAGAAGGGCAAAGCGAUUCAUCAUUAUUGAUGAAUCUUCUUACGAGUCGAUACUGGCUGAAGUCCGACGAUUCUACUCCUAACAUUUAAAAUAUAAUACUUAAUCUGUCUCGAACGCAUUUGCUUAUAUUUUAUUCGCAGAUCACAGAAGUCGAUAAUAUCGAACGAUUAAAACAAAAAGUUAUUGGCGGGCAUUGAGGUAGGUAGGUAUGUCUUAAUUAUUAUUGCAAUUGGAUUGUUUGUUCUUACUAAGGAAAGGACAUUAUUUUUAUGUGUGUCUUCGUCAAGUGAAGUCUGAGAAAGCGAAACCACGAGAAAUAUAGUUACCUACAGUAAGCUUUAACCAAAUAAAAUAUUUUUUAAAUUAUGUGUAACGAUUAGUUUUGAGUGUGUUAUUUGUAAAUAUUUAUUCUUAUGUAACUUUUUACAAAUCAAUUUUUUUACUAUACUUAAUAAGUUAAGGGAAACAAGCAGGAAGUUUAACUAACUUAAAUGCAUGGAAUAUAUUCAGUACUAGGAGUACGUGUUAUGGCGUGCCGUAUCGCGCCAGAAGCAUAUCGGUUUUUGAUAUGGAGAAAUAUUUUACACUAGUUUGUCUUGCGAAGCGACACGUCUCGAUUUUAUGGGUUCCAAAUAAGGAUCAUCUUUUGGUUUCAUAAACCGAAAACCAUGCCUUCUCUUUAGAUAAGUGCACAAAAUGUCAUCAAAUGUAUCCACUCCACUUCAGUGGUAACAUUUCACCGUUUGCUUUACCUAGAAAUGGCAUACGAAAAUAAUGUUACCACGGAUGUGCGGUUACGAUCAACACUUUCUACUUUAUUUAGUUUUAUUAAGACAAGGUUUUAGACUAGAAGUAGUUUGAUUUUUUAUUUAUUUUUUUAAUGUUACAUUUAAUACAUUUCCUUUGAUUUUGGGACC